AUGGGGGAUGGACUUGUUAGGCCCUUUUCCCAGGCCCCAGGACAAGUCGAAUACCUGAUUGUGGGAAUAGACUAUUUCACAAAAUGGAUAGAAGCAGAACCAUUAGCCUCCAUCACAGCCCAAAAAAGUCGGAGGUUCAUCUACAAGAAUAUCAUCACAAGAUAUGGGAUACCAUAUUCCAUCAAUACAGAUAACAGAACGCAGUUCACCGACUCUACCUUUAGAAGCCUAGUGGCCAGUAUGAAGAUCAAACACCAGUUCACCUCGGUGGAACAUCCACAAGCAAAUGGACAAGGCGAGGCAACCAACAAAGUCAUACUGGCAGAGCUGAAGAAAAGGCUACAAGAUGCAAAAGGAGCCUGGGCUGAGGAGCUCCCACAAGUGUUAUGGGCUUACCGGACAACGCCACAAUCCGCCAUUGGAGAAACGCCCUUCCGACUAGUCUACGGCGUAGAAGCCAUAAUACCAAUAGAAAUCAGCGAACGAAGCCCAAGGGUGAUUCUCCAUGAUGAGAUCGGAAACAUACAGGGAAACGACAUUGGAGUCAACAAAUUAGGGGAGGGAAAACUCGCUGCUAAUUGGAAAAGACCAUACAAAGUCAAUGAGGUCUUAGGAAAAGGUUAUUAUAAAGUGACCGACCUGAACGGCACCGAGUUACCGAGGUCGCGGCAUGCUUGUAAUAUGAAAAGGCCAAAAGAAAUUGUUCAGUUGCCACCACCACCAACAACAAAGAUAAAGAGUUCCAAAAAAGGGGGACCCACAGGCCGGGCCCCCAUAUAG
Messenger RNA from Arachis stenosperma, 780 nucleotides. RefSeq lists its product as uncharacterized. Bases 1 to 780 code for a protein of 259 amino acids. Gene Ontology annotation, biological process: DNA integration. The transcript is spliced from 3 exons. The record is from RefSeq and is a predicted model, not a curated record. NCBI's taxonomy places the organism in Eukaryota, Viridiplantae, Streptophyta, Magnoliopsida, Fabales, Fabaceae. Gene Ontology annotation, molecular function: nucleic acid binding.